Exaiptasia diaphana is the source of this 1099-nucleotide messenger RNA. Its product is annotated as meiotic recombination protein SPO11-like. The transcript has 13 exons. Gene Ontology annotation, molecular function: ATP binding; DNA binding; DNA topoisomerase type II (double strand cut, ATP-hydrolyzing) activity. Gene Ontology annotation, biological process: meiotic DNA double-strand break formation; meiotic DNA double-strand break processing; reciprocal meiotic recombination. The record is from RefSeq and is a predicted model, not a curated record. Gene Ontology annotation, cellular component: nuclear chromosome. Lineage: Eukaryota; Metazoa; Cnidaria; Anthozoa; Actiniaria; Aiptasiidae. The annotation marks the transcript as partial.
AUAUUCAGAGAAGCGUUAGUUAAAAAGAUUGAAAAACUUACAGAGAAAAUAGUAUCCGAAAUAAUGGAGAGCAGCCCUCCAUGUUUCCACUUCAACAACAGAAAUUCGUGGAAAAAUAUCAAAUUUAGUGAAUCAGUUGGUCUUGAAAUGUUAGAUGGCGUUUGUAGUUCUAAUGUCAAGUUUGACUCACGGUCCUCYAUAACAAAAUUUGCUGCAAUUCUUUAUGUUAUUUCUAUUUCUCACAACCUCCUUCAAGAUAACAAAUUUGCCACAAAAAGGGAUAUCUAUUAUUCAGAUGUAGUAUUCUUUGGAUCUCAAAGCCUUGUAGAUGAGGUUGUAGACACAAUUGCUUGUAUGCUAAAAGUACCACGGYACUGCUUGCAUAUACUUGCCACAUCUAAAGGAUUAAUAGCAGGUGAUCUAAGAUACAGGGAAUAUGAUGGAACUUAUGUGGAUUGCAGAUUUCAAACAUCUGGUGUGGUUGUCUCAUCACAUGUAGAAGGGAUCAAUGAUCUUUACUCUGAUGCUAAAAUGAUUUUAGUGGUUGAGAAAGAAGCAUCCUUUCAACGUCUGAUGAAUGACAAUAUAUUAGGAAAACUCAAGCCAUGUAUURUUAUAACGGGUAAGGGAUAUCCUGAUGUGAAUACAAGACGAAUGGUGCACAAGUUAUGGCACACUCUUCAUAUUCCUGUUCUUGGUUUGAUUGAUGCUGAUCCACAUGGCGUAGAAAUCCUUAGUGUUUACAAAUAUGGUUCUAAGGCACUCAGCUUUGAUUCUCAUAAUCUCACYGUACCAGCAAUAAAAUGGCUUGGGGUCCUUCCAAGUGACAUUGAAAGGUUAUCAAUAUCUGAUCAUGUGAAAAUACCAUUGAGUAAACAAGACAGGAAAAAAUGUCAAUCACUUUUGACUAAACCUUAUAUUGAAAAUCAGCCAUCUUGGCAGAAAGAGGUUGAGCUCAUGCUGAACAAGGGUUACAAAGCUGAAAUUCAAGCGCUGUCUACCAUUUCCAGUGAUUUCCUGGCUGAGACCUACAUCACUGUCAAAAUACGCAAUGGAAGAUGGAUAUAAAGUUCACAAGUUUAGACGUUGUCAUCUUCCC